AUCGACCGGCAGCGCGAGGAGGCCGUGCGGCAGGCCGCCGCCGCGGGCCUGAGCGCGCUCAGUGUGCCCCAGCUCAAGGAGAAGUGCCGGGCCGCGGGCCUGCCCGUCGGCGGCACGAAGCCCGUGCUGAUCCGACGCCUGCAGACCACGACGGCGCCGGUCGCGGCGCCGGCGCCGGCCGCGCCGGUGCCGGCCGCCGCGGGCGCGCUGGCGCCUCCCCCCCGCAAAGCUGACGUCAUCGAUCCGACCGGCGAUGCUUUGGACGAUAUUCAGAAUUUAGCUCCGCGCGGCGGCAAAAGUCUGAAAACGGCCGUUUCGUUGAAAAGAAAGGCGCUCGAGGAACGCGACCAGGCGCUCGCUGAGGCCAAGCGCGCCAAAGCUGGAAAGGGCGUCGCGGUGCUGAGUACCGUGAGCGAGUGUCACAAGCGGAUCGACGAAUUAGAAAGAAGAUUGACGAAAGUUUCUGACUACUGCAUCGAGCUCGGCGCGGACCCGGACGACGUGAAUGAGCUCCGGUACGGCCCCAUCUAGGAGGUCCGGACCAGGAAGACUGCCGGGGCACACGGCCGCCCCCUCCCACAAACAUCGCGUGGACCUCGUCGCCGGGGUCUAAGAGAGAAGGACACAGAACAUAGAUUAGGACGACUCGAGCGCCUCCCGCUUCGCCUGGGCGAGCCGCAGGACCGCGUCGGGCAACCCGGCAGCCUUCGCCGCGUGGAGGCCGAAGGACUCGUCCGCGAGGCCCUCGACGAGCUUGUAGAGCAUGACGAGCUCCGAUUCGAUGUCGAGCGUCCCGCCGCCCACGGCGGCGUAGGCCAUGCGGUAGGUCGCGACCUUGCCGGGCCGCGCGGCCCGCGCGCUCGCGGCGAGGUCGUGGUAGUGCGUGACGAAGAUCGUGGCGCAGCCGCGGGCGACGAGCGCGUCGAGCGCCGCGCCGGCGACGGCGACGCCGUCGUGCGUCGCCGUGCCCCGUCCCAACUCGUCGAGCACGACGAGCGACUUGUCCGUCGCGUGCUCGAGCGCCACGGCCGCGCGCUCGAGCUCGUGGAGGAACGUCGACCGCCCCGCGGCCAGCGCAUCGGCCGCGCCCAUGCGCGUGAAGACCGCGUCCCGCAAGGGAAGCGCGGCUCUCUUCGCGAAGACCGGCGCGCCCGCUUGCGCGUAUAUUGAUGCGAGAGCGACCGCGCGAGCGACGGAACUCUUGCCUCCCGCGUUGGGGCCCGUGAGCACCAAGCACGCGCCGUCGUCGAGCUUCAGGUCGUUCGUCACCAUGUCUCCGGUCAGCGUCGGGUGCGCGAAGGCCUCGAGGUCCAGAUCUUGCCCGAGCGCCGGCCAGCACCAGCCGGGCUCGCCACCUAAACGCCCCAGCGCCCGCGUCGCGUCGAUCAAUGCGACGGCGUCGAAAAUCUUUCUUAGUGAAGCGCUGAGCUCGUCGUCGAGGUCCGCGACGAAUUUGCGCCACGCCACGUCGGCCGCCAAGUCGGCUUCGGCGACGGCAACGGCUCUAUUUGAGACCAACACUGACACCCCGGGCGCCACGAACCGCCGCACCUUCUGCGUCUCCGACGCGACGUGCCAGGUAUCAUCGAUGGCACCUCUCCUCAUAAAUCCCUCGGCCUCGCUUCGCGUCGCCUCGAUCAGAAACUCCUGGCGGCCGCCGGCGCCGCCAUUGAUGUGCGUCCACUGCAAAGCGGGCUUCCUUAGUGUAACGCGGAGCUCCUUGAGCUUCGCAUCCAGGGCGGCGUCGGCAUCUCUACAAGAGCGCCGCGCGACCGCGAGGGCGUCGUCGUCAUCAUCCGCCGUCAACAGCGCCGUCGCGGGCCCGGCGUCGUCCGCGCAGGCGUCCGCGUCGAGGCGUUCUAAAGCUGCAUUUGUUUUGGCGAGCACGUCUUUUCUCACACCCGACGCCUCGGACAUGGCCAGCGCCGGCGGGAGUGACGAAAUGUUCUCCGGUAAAGCGUCGGCCACGGCCCGCGCCCCGAGCAACAGCUCGCGGAGCUUCGAGGGCCGCGCGCGGCGCGCGGCCAGCGCCGCGCGCGCGCCGUCGGCGCGCUUCGCGAGCUUGUCGCCGGAGCCCUUUUUUAGUAGCAAAUCGACGAGCGGCGUGAGCGCCGCCACUUGGUCGUCGUGGAGCGCCCUUGCCGCAUGUUGCCGCGCUUCGAUAGCACUUUUAUCAGUAAGCGGCUCGCGGAACCAGUCCCGCAGCAAGUUGCGGCCGGCUUUUGUGGAGGCGUGCCUCGCGACUACACUGACGGCCGCGCCCGUCGUCGAACCGUCGGAGGCGACGAGGACCUCGAGGUCUCGUAGCGUGGACGCGUCCAAACGCAUCGGCACAGUGCUUGAAGGAGCGCGUUCUAAACAACGUUCAAGGGCGCUGGCCACGCCGGCGGCCUCGCAGUAGGCCAGCAGCAGUUCCUCGGCGUCGCCCUCCGUGUCGAAAGUCGCAACGCUUGCGUCCGUCGAACGCAUCAAUCGCUCCGCGCGCGCGCCAACCACUAAAGCUUCCGCCGGCGGGUGCGCGGCCACAAAAGCGUCCGCUUUGUCUUUGUCCGCGCCCUCGCAGGCCGCGCGCCGCUGGCUCCUUAAAUCAACUGCGAGCAGAUCCAUUGUACUCUCAGUGUCGACCGCCGCCACGAGCCACGCGGCAUCAGUAGUAUCUUCUCCGAACUCGUCUCCCACUAAAGUCGCCCUGGAAUAGACCCGGUCCACGGCCCGCGAGAACGUGCCCCCACUCUUCUGCCGCAGAGCCGCUCUUUCGGUCUGGCGCGCCACCGCGACGCGGUGGCCGUCCCUCACCAGUCGUCUGAUUUUGUCGUCGAUGGUGCCCGUGGGAAAGGUGCACAUGUCUCCCAGUUGCGCGUCCUUCCAGGAGCCGAUGCCCAAUGUCUUGGCUGCCCUCGGCACGUCCGUCCCGAAGCACUUGUACUUGUAGCCCACCUCGACGGCCAGGAAGCAGCCCUUGUUGUCGCGUAUCAACUGCUGGAUCUGCUUGGCCAUCGGCGUCGGGCCGUUCUCGCGGGUUGGCGGCGGGGGGCGCUGGCCGCUCUCCGGCAUAGCGUCAUGUGCGUUAUUGAGUGCGGCGCGCGCGUUUUCAGGCACCGUCGCCGGGUCUAACGCGGGGCGCCAGGGUUCUGUUGUUUCGGCGGGGUCCUCUGCUGUCAGGUCGACGACCGGCGGUGCGGCAGCGGGCGCGGGCGCGGUCGUUUUCGCUUUCUUGUUAAAGAAACUGCUGAUCUUUGGUUGUUGUUGCUGGCGCUUCAUUUUCAGGACUUUUGAGCCACCCGUACGUCGCGGCGGCGGCAGCGCUCUCCGUACUUUGAAUGGCUUGUGGGAGAGCAGUCGUGGAUCGGCGCGCUGGCAGCGCACAGCUCUCGGUUGGUGAGAAGUGGUGCGUAAGGUGCCACAGCCAAGGUGUACGUCGCACAGGACGCUGUAUGCCCCCGGGCCGCCGAGGCAUCCGCCGGGCUGUGGGUGUAUGCGCUAGUAACUCUGUCACUAGCUUUAGCACCGGCAAAAAGGGAGGCACGGGCAGCUGGAGGGGCAGCCGGGGCUGAACAUUUCGCGUAAUUUCGACGUUUUCCGUGGCAGUCUCACCCAGGAGCAAGCACUUGACCAGACAGAUCUGAUGCCGCCCAAACGGAAGGCGCGCAAGCCAGCCGAUGCCAUCGAUCUCACCGAGAUGGCGAGCUCGCAGGAGAAGAAACAAAGGGUAGCCUUGACCACCAUCGCGAAGGAGUUCAUCUGUCCGAUCACGCAAGAAUUGCCUAUUUCUCCCGUGACCGCCGAAGACGGCAAGGUUUACGAGGAAACAGCUAUACGCGAGUGGUUCUCGAAGAAAGAUGGAGCCCCAACCAGCCCGAGCACAGGCGCCGUCAUCGGGACGAAGUUAUUCCCGGCGCCGCAAGCGCGAAACACGAUCGAGGCGCUGAUCCAGAGCGGCGCGAUCGCGGGCGAGAUUGCUGAGGCGUGGAAGCAGAAGCUGGAGGAUGAGAAGGAAGUGAAGGAGACGCGCGCCGAGGCGGAAGGCGGCGACGGGGAAGCUAUGUAUAUGCUCGGCGCGUGGUACCGAGAAGGUGUGAACGGCCUCGCAAAAGACGAUGUUCAGGCCCGCGCGUGGUACGAGCGCUCUGCGGCCGCCCGCCACCCAAAGGGGAUGGCGGCUUUUGGUGAACUUCUCCUGCUUGGCAUCGGCGGGCCCGAGGACAAUGUAUUUGGGGUUAUGAACGUGACCGCGGCGGCGGAGCUCGGAUCGGACGUCGGCGCGUAUUUUCUUGGGUACGCGUUCUUCAGAGGCGCUUACGGUCUGCCAAAGGACUCCAUCCGAGCGCGGUUCUGGCUGACGAAGGUCGUAAAUGGCGAGUGCGAGGUCAAGCACCUAAACGAAGCCGGUAGAGCCGAGGCGGCGGCAUGGCUCCGCGCGCUGCAGGACGAGUAAAGGUCAGUGUGUACUUAGUAGCACCCCCCCCCCCUAGCCUAGCCUGAUUAACCCGGUACUUGCGUCGGAUUUUGCGGGACCCCUCCCCGCCCCAGGGACUCGUCGCCAACGCUUCAGGCUCAGGCUAGUUACGGCUCAGGCUAGUUACGUCGCGGGGUUCCCCGUACCCCUCCCGUCGUUCCUAGUACCUCUAUCACUAGCCCGUAUUGCUCUUGGUCCUUGCCUUGCAAGGUUGUGCUCGCGCAGCCGUCGAAGAAUUGCGCGUACAAGCCCGCAUCGCUGCCAUUUUGCAUAACUGAGCUCGUGGCCUCAAAAUAUUAGCCAGAGCGGCCUCCCUGAUCCAGCACACUAUUGACCUGCGCCUUGCUGGCUCCCUACGUCCGGCGCUCGAAGGCACAAACCAUGUCCCAAGCAUCGCAAAAGCGCGCCCGCGGCGCCGACGCCAUCGACCUCACGACGGAGGACGUGAGCCCUCGCGAAAAGAAGAUGCGCGAAUCUAUCAAUGGCGUCGCGGCCGAGCUGCUAUGUCCUAUUACUCAGGAACUGCCGUUCGACCCCGUCAUGGCAAAAGACGGCAAGAUAUACGAGCGGACAGCCAUCCUGGAGUGGUUUAGAAAGAAAGAUGGCGACGCGACCAGCCCGAGCACGGGCAAGGUGAUCGGCACAGAAUUACUGCCGGCUGUCCAAACGAAGAACACAAUCGAGAUGCUCAUCAAGAGCGGCGCGAUCGCGGGCGAGCUGGCCACGGCGUGGACGGAGAAGCUGGAGCAGGAGAAGGUAGUGAAGCGACUCCGGGCACAAGCAGAAGGCGGUAACGGUGAAGCUAUGUAUCUGCUCGGCGCGUGGUACGAGUAUGGCGAAAAUGGCGUCGCGAAAGACGAGGUGCAAGCCCGCGCGUGGUACGAGCUCAGCGCGGCGACCCGCGACCCAAGAGGGAUGGGAACUUAUGGCGAAUGUCUCCUAUGUGGCGUCGGUGGUCCAAAGGACAAUGUAUUUGGGGUUAUGAAUGUGACCGCAGCGGCGGAGCUCGGCUCGAACCUCGGCGCGUAUAGACUUGGCUGGGCGUUCUUCGAAGGCGGCCACGGCCUGCCGAAGGACCCUGUUCGGGCGAGGUACUGGUUGAAGAAGGUCGUCGACGGCGAGUGCACGCACAAGGACCUAUACGAUGCAGACUUACUAGCAGCCGAAGCGGAGGAGUAUCUCCGCGAGCUGGACCAGGAAGCGUAA
Molecule: messenger RNA, 5662 nt
Organism: Pelagomonas calceolata
Lineage: Eukaryota; Pelagophyceae; Pelagomonadales; Pelagomonadaceae
Source: the annotation of a GenBank genome assembly